GAUGUCACAGACCCACAUACACUGCACUCAGGAAGAACAUCACACACAUAUUCACACGCGUACACACAAUGCCUAUUCUUCAGACUGAAAAGUAACAAAAAUCCUCACCACCAUCAUCAUCUUCUUCUUCGUCAUCAAAGGAUACACAGUAAUGGACGCCAGUGAGGAAGAAACGAAGCCACUGAUGACGUGCGAGCGCUCGGGGAGUCACAAAUCGAGCUGCGACUCCUUCAUGCUGGUGCACCUGUACUACACACCCACGUCAAAAAGCGAGAGCACGCUGUCCAUCCCUGCGGGACAUGUGACCGCAGAGAGCAUCUGUGUUCUAGCAGCAAAAGCUUGUGGUAUACUCCCUGUGUUUCAGAGUUUAUUCGCUCUGGCCUCAGAAGAUCUCUCAUUCUGGUAUCCACCAACACACAUGUUUAAGAGCGACGAGAGUGUAACUGUGCACUACAGAGUGCGGUUCUUUUUCUCAGGGUGGUUUGGUCAGGGUUCCAAAGCAACAUAUCGUUACAGUCUGAGCUCUGGGAGAAUCUGCGCUGUGCUGGAUUACAGUGUUAUUGAUUAUCUGUUUGCUCAGUCCCGCAGUGAUUUCAUUUCCGGCUCAGGAGGUGUUUGUCCUCCAGUCAGCGCCAUUCAGGAAUGUUUGGGUUUGGCUGUGUUGGACCUUUGGAGACAGGCCAAGGAGAAAAACCACGGAGUGAAGGAAGUGUGUAAAACCGUCAGCUACAAGUCGUGCCUGCCUGAGACACACCGAGCAGAAAUCCAACGAAUGACACGACUGGCCCGCUAUCAUAUCCGCAAGAACCUGAAACACUUCCUGAAGAAACUGGGACGCUGCUCAGCUGGAGAGCAAAGCCUGAAGCUCAAGUACCUGAUGGAGCUGAGCGCUGUGGAACCCAACUAUGGCUCUGAGUGCUUCAUCACAUCCUGCUCCAUGGUGAGAGUCUCUGGUGAGGGAGGGAUCCAGACACGCUCCUCUGAUGGACAGGAGUGGCAAACAUUUUGCGACUUUCCCCAAAUCACAGAAAUCAACAUGAAACGUCUUUGCCAAGAGCAACUUCCUGCUGAGGGACGUGUGGUGACUUUGACUAGACAGGAUGACAGAUGUCUGGAAAUGGAGUUUGAGACGCUGGCUGUGGCUCUGUCCUUCGUGUCGCUCAUCGACAACUACUUUAGACUCACCACAGACUCCAGUCAUUACUUCUGCUCUGAAGUGGCUCCUCCGAGUCUGCUGCAGGACAUCGAUAAUCACAGCCAUGGCCCCAUCACGUCAGAGUUUGCGGUUCACAAGCUCAAAAAGGCGGGAGCUAAACAUGGUUCAUUUCUUCUUCGGCGAAGCCCAAAGGAGUUCGAUAAGUACUUCCUAAUGGUCUGCUUACAGACGCCACUUGGUGUUGACUAUAAAGACUGUCUGAUCGAGAAGAAUGACAAGUUCCACCUGGCAGGAAUUCACAGCUCCUUCGACAGUCUGAGACAUCUGACAGACUUUUAUAAGGAAAACACAAUUGUACUGUCUGAUUUUCCUGUCAAACUGGGCAGGUGCUGUCCAUCUCAAGCUAAAGAGCUCUCGAACCUGAUCAUUGUCAGGAACAGCAGCAUGUGUGAGACACCAGGCUCCCCCUCUCAGCAGCGCCACAGACCCAGCCACAUUCAGUUCCACAUGAUCAAAUACGAGGACAUAAUCUGGAAGGAAAGUCUGGGUCAAGGAUCGUUCACACACAUCUACAGAGGCUGUAAAAUGGACCAGCUGGAUGGCGAGACUCACACCACUGAGGUUCUGCUCAAAGUUCUGGAUGUAGAGCACAAAAACAGUUGGGAGUCUUUUUUUGAGGCUGCCAGCUUCAUGAGCCAGAUUUCCCAUAAGCACCUGCUGCUGGUAUAUGGAGUCAGCGUCCACAAUUCUAAAAACAUCAUGGUUCAGGAGUUUGUGAAGUAUGGAGCUCUGGAUCUUUACCUGAAGAGAUCAAGAGUUUCACUCAGCUGGAAACUGGAUGUAGCCAAGCAACUCGCCUGCACACUCAACUUCCUGGAAGAGAAGAACAUUGUUCAUGGGAACAUCUGUGCCAAAAACUUACUUUUGGCACGAGAGGGCGAUCCAAACUCGGAAAACUCACCGUUUAUUAAACUCAGUGAUCCGGGCAUUAGUGUUGCCAUGCUGGGAAGAGAAGUGGUUUUGGACAGGAUCCCAUGGGUGGCCCCGGAGGUGUUGGAGAUGUUGGAGUUGGGGCAGCAGUGUGAUAAGUGGAGCUUUGGGACGACAUUGUGGGAGAUUUUUAACGGAGGAGAAAUUCCUCUUCAGCGCCUCGACCCCAAACAGAAGCAGCAGUUUUAUGAUCAGCGCUCACAGCUGCCAUGUUUGGAGUGGGCUGAAUUGGCUGAUCUCAUCUCACAGUGUAUGCAGUAUCAGGCCGAGCUCAGACCAUCCUCACGCAGCAUUAUACGCCACCUUAACAGCCUCAUCACCCCCGAUUAUGAGGUUCUUCAUGCCAGCGGCUCUGUGCAAGAGAAAGACAGCUUCUGGAGAUCACUGUACAAACAACAACAACAUGAGGUGUAUGAAGAGAGACACCUCAAGUUCAUUUCUACUCUAGGGAAGGGUAACUUUGGCAGGGUAGAUCAGUGUCGCUACGACCCUCUGGGUGAUAACACAGGGGAGCUGGUGGCAGUGAAACAGCUGCAGUCCAACAAACAAUCCAACAUGGCCGACUUCCAGCGAGAGAUUCAGACCAUCAGCUCACUGCACUGCGACUACAUCGUCAAAUACAGGGGCAUCUGCUACAGCGCAGGACGUUUGAGUAUGAGGUUGGUGAUGGAGUAUUUGCCCUUCGGAAGUUUAAUCAGCUACAUGGAAAAAAACAAACACAGCAUCACCACACGAAGAAUGUUGCUGUUCACCUCACAGAUCUGUAAGGGAAUGGAGUAUCUGCAGAACCUGCGUUAUGUACAUCGUGAUUUAGCAGCGAGGAACAUCCUGGUUUCAAGCGACACGUCGGUGAAGAUCGCAGAUUUCGGCCUCACUAAGCUCGUCCCUCUGGAUAAAGAGUAUUAUCGAGUCACGCAGUCUGGAGAGAGUCCCAUCUUCUGGUACGCACCUGAAUCCUUAUCAGAGUAUAAAUUUUCCCCCAAAUCUGACGUGUGGAGUUUUGGCGUUCUUCUGCAUGAGCUGUUCUCCUACUGCGAGCUGAGCAGGAACCCAAAGCGGCUGUCACUACAUAGGAUAGGAGGUGAUAUCCAAGGUGCCAUGAUGGCUGUUCAUCUCUACAACAUCCUGAAGGAAAACUGGAGGUUGCCAGCGCCUGCUAUGUGUCCACCAAAAGUGUACAGUAUGAUGAUGCAAUGCUGGGCGUUCAACAGCGACGACAGACCCACCUUCUCCUACCUACAGGACCUGAUUGAGAGCAGCCUUCAAGAUGAGAGGGAAUGGGCCAAAGGAUGAAAAGUGUAUCACAAAGAAAUAUAACAUAUAUAAACUCAAACACAGAAAUAUAUCUUACUCAUUAACCAUUUAACCAGAUUACCUAUCUGUUUAGGGAGCACACGAAGGACAAAGAGGGUUUUUUUUUAUUUCAUUUAGUCUUUUACUGUUAAAUAACGUUGUUUCAGAAUUCAGAACUAUUCUUCUUCUUCUUGGCAGUAUUAUUAUUAUUAUUAUAAAUAUUCUCAUUAUUAAAACCAUGAACAUUAAAAUAAAUAAUCACUUUAAACAUUAUUAUUCUGUAAGCACAAAAAACUAAAAUCUAUUUUUCAUUUUUCUACAAUUUUAGCACUGCAAAAUGUAUACAAAUAAUUAAAUUGCCUGUAUUUUUUAUAAAGUAAAAAGCUACAUAGCUAUAACAUUUUGCUAUUUUGAUAUUACUGUUUUUAUAAUUUAUAUUUCAUAUUCAUCUAGUGAUGCUCAUAGAUAAAGACCGUUCAUGAAAAUAAUAAAAUAAAAAAAAUUAUAGCGCUGCACUUUAAUACCUUACUUUCAUUAUAAAGUUCUCAUGAAUUAAAACACCUGUAAAUCUUGUAACAGAAGUCGAGUCAGAGUGCAGAACAUCACGGAGAUGAUCCAGAGACAUGCUUAUGCACCUGAAAUACAUGACGUGUCAAAGCACAGGGUGUAAAUAUUUAUACUGAUCUUUCUGUUGUUUUUUCUUUUUAAAGAAUAAAUUUAGAAAAAUGUUA
Molecule: messenger RNA, 4170 nt
Organism: Silurus meridionalis
Lineage: Eukaryota; Metazoa; Chordata; Actinopteri; Siluriformes; Siluridae
Gene: jak3
Product: Janus kinase 3 (a protein tyrosine kinase, leukocyte)
Exons: 24
Coding region: 152-3439 (1095 amino acids)
Biological process (GO): intracellular signal transduction; cell surface receptor signaling pathway via JAK-STAT; hemopoiesis
Cellular component (GO): cytoskeleton; membrane; cytosol
Molecular function (GO): cytokine receptor binding; non-membrane spanning protein tyrosine kinase activity; ATP binding
Source: RefSeq, a predicted model, not a curated record